This is a messenger RNA of Cantharellus anzutake, 1328 nucleotides long. RefSeq lists its product as uncharacterized. Lineage: Eukaryota; Fungi; Basidiomycota; Agaricomycetes; Cantharellales; Hydnaceae. The transcript is spliced from 5 exons. The record is from RefSeq and is a predicted model, not a curated record. Bases 441 to 1220 code for a protein of 259 amino acids.
CCAGUAAAUCACUAGUGAACCCUGAACUCGGAAUCCAUAUAUUGCAGUUUGUCCUUGAAAUAAUUGAUUUACUUCUAAUCUUGAAUUGUUGGCAAAUUGUUUGCACAGCAAAGGAGGAAAAAAAAGAAGUGCAACUCAAUCAGGAUCCAGGAUAUCUGUCGUACUUAUAUACCGGUCCCCUCUGCUUCUUCCUCCUAGCCCUCACCCGUUAGCCUUUCACCGCCUCGUACUUUUUUACUCGCACUCCACUGAGCUCUCGGGCACCCUCUUGGACUUCUUCGCUUCCCCUUGUCCCGUCAACUCGCGCACGGCCUGCUUACACACACAACCAGCCUUCCUCCGCCUGUAUAUCACCAACUUACCUCAACGUGUCCCCACUACCCAUUCUGACUCGCUUCCAGUGCCUCCGAACUCGGUGGCAAAAGCUUAACGACAACCAAAUGGCCAAAGAAGACACCCCGUUUUUAUUCCGAUGGUUUUUCCCUAAUGGUGGCGAUAGGCGAAAUGCUCAAGUCAUCCUCAUGAACGCAGAAGGCGAACCUUACACCGCAUACAAGUUUGAAACAAAAUUCGAUCCUAAUGUCCCCAUCGAGGCUCAAACGCCGCGGACGCAUAUCUACGCCCUGUCACCCCCACGAGCAUCCUACAGCCCAACCAACUCCCACAGCACCCUCGUCCCUCCCCCAAACGAUUAUCUCUCCUCUGAUUCAUCACCAACGCAGAAACCCUCUAAAUUGACGUUCACUCAAUCUAAGAAAGAAAUCGCAACAGUGAAAUGGGAGAAGGAUUUUUAUGCUACCUUCGUUAAGUUUAAUCAUUGGCCCGGGGAGGAUAUCGUUGCGUACGUUCAGCAAGAUGCUAAUGGUGUCGCUGGUGCGAAUGGUACGUUUCUGGUUAAGAGGAUUCAGAAGACUUUCUUAUUGAGGCAUGCUGUUAUGAAGGAGGAGAGUGCGCUUGUGAAGGCCGCCAGUGCAGAUAAAUGCUUGCGAUUCUUGGUGGACGGUUGGAGAGAAUGUAAAUGGAAAUUUUCCAAGUCAACAGGAGACCUUGUCGCAAUCAAACCCUUUGAAAUGCUGGCGUCAACAGCUGAAAUGUGUCGUUACUCACCCCUGACUCAGGUGCUUUCGUUCUCACCAAAGUAUAUGGGAUUGUCGACACACGAUUGUAUGAUCACGUUAUGGUUGCACUUGGUUAGGCUCGAGAAGGGAUAUGAGUGGUAGAGGAGGUGUUGUGCUGCGGAAUUCAAAAUGCUCUCGUUGUCACUUGCUUGCUUUCGUCCGUGAUUUUCUUGCCUUGUUCACCAUCACACUCUCUCUUGUUCUUCACAU